CCUCGUACUAAUUCAAAGAGGCAGUCUCUCGCCCUCGAGUCCGCAGGUCGUCCGCCGCUCGGGCUUCCGCUCCUCUCGUUCUGCGCCUGCUCUGCGCUUCCCACCCGACUGCCACCGCUGCUGGCGAUCUACGACGCUCAGAGUCUACCAUCUAUCCUCACGUUUACCGUUGUUGCCUCGCCCGACUCGCGGCUGCCAAGUUCACGGUUUUCACGGGGAAAGAAUCGUCAACUCAGAGAUCACUUUGAAGUUCUGCAGAUAUAACGUAGUCGGGCGAGAUGGCGGAUGCACUCGAUGGCGAAGAAAGACCACCGGAAGGACAUGCUACGAAAGUGCGGGAUUGCUACAGAGCACCCACAUACUCGAGUGAAACCUAUCCGCGAUUUCCGCAGGAGCUGAUUGACCGCAUCUGCGAAUUCCUCCGGUUGGAUCCUUUCACACUGACCAGGUGCCGCCUUGUUUGCCACGCUUGGUAUUGUGCUGCACGGCGCGUCUACUGGGACUCCAGCCUCAAGUUGCAGACCCGAGAAGACUUGGAUGACUGCGCAUACAUGCUCAUGUUGAAAAACAAUCGAUCAUAUGGCAAAAUCUUUCAUACCCUGCAGAUUCAAGACGACCCUCGAAAGCCACUCGCCCAUAUUUGGCCAAUGCGCAUUCCCGGGUAUUUCGUACCGCGAUUGGAGGAGCUGAGCCUAAUCAACUUCAACUGGACAGCAACCAGACCACAUGAUCUUUUCUUCCACUUCCUUUCCUAUUACACCAGCAUCAAAACUCUGAUAAUCGAACGGUGCCAGUUUCGCAGUAUAGCGGAACUCCGUAGGAUCUCCACCGCACUCCCGAGCCUCGAAAACCUGUCUCUCGCGGGGAUCGCACUGCAGCACCAACUCGUGCCAGGUUUGGUGUCACACUAUGUUCCCAAUUUUUCUCGCAACAAGCUCAAGAGAAUGAAUAUUGGGAGUGCCUACCGUAUCAUUUCUCAUGGCGCGCCGGCGAGGGGCAAUCACAUCCCAUCUGUAUACCAUCAAUUCCUAUGGGAUGUAUGUGUCACGUACUACUCCUACGUGACAGAGCUAGAGUUGGACCUGCGCUACUGCUCUUCGCUCUCGAGUCUUCAUCGGUUUCUACACCAUUUCCCACAUCUGUCCCACUUGUUGCUACACGAUGCAGAGCUCGGCUCCGAUGUCGAGCCUGCAUCAGCAGCAGACCUCGCCCUAUACACAGCACAUGAACCCAACCCCUCCCUGUCGGAUUUACGACUCGAACAUAUGCCUGCGUCGUUGGCGCUACAGUUUCUACUGGUAUUGUCCUCGCAGACUUGUAGCAGACUGGAAGCCCUGCGGGUUUUCUUUCCCUGCUGGCAUUGCCAGCCGCAUGAUCGACAGCGUGCAGAGUUUGUACUACGCGUUACAGAGGUUCUAUGUCUCGCCGGAGCUAGGCUGAAGACGUUUGAAUGGGAACAUACUCCCGAAGUUGAUGAACACUCGAUCCACGAUGACGUACCGCGACUUACAGCAAACACAUCACUGACAGGCCUGAAGAUCACUCUCAACCGUGUUGAUCCAUCACCCGCGAGCAUCCAGAGGGCCCUGGAUACCUUGUUGUCUGACAUACGAAGCCCGCAUCUGGAGCGACUCAUGAUCAACAUUUACCUGACUCUGCCCUGCUACGACACGUCUGAAGAUAGGGACGAGACCUUAGUCAGCGAGGCAGACCCUCCCGGCUCCACCUCCACUUUCCAUGCUAUACUCUCUCGUAGCGUCUUUGACCAACUUCCAGCAGUUUCUGGGGACUGGUGGUCCAAAUCGGGUGCCGGUGUAUUGAUUGUAAUCGGAUGGUUCGGCUCACUGGAGGAGUCUGAGUCUCAGAUGGAAGCUCGAACCACUGCAUUGUCUGCGAUCAAGUCAAACAUGAUAACUCUGUUCGCGCCGUGGCUGGAUCGCGGAGUCGUGCAGCUCGAAUUCAAUUCCGAUCCUGACGGUGAAGAGGACCUCACUCGUAAUUCCUCCUCAGUACUCCGUGUCCUUGGGACUCGGACGCAUGCCAGUAUAAAGGAGAUACCAGACUCGGAGAACAAUGACCAUGCGCGCGAUGCCAUUGGAGAUACGGAGGCUGAAGAAGAAUCUUCUCUGGCGUAGACAAUACACCUAGAUUUGCGGCACUGUUAUCAAGGUUUUAACGAUCGAACUCGAAGAGCUUAAUAGACUGAGACACCG
Molecule: messenger RNA, 2213 nt
Organism: Fomitopsis serialis
Lineage: Eukaryota; Fungi; Basidiomycota; Agaricomycetes; Polyporales; Fomitopsidaceae
Exons: 7
Coding region: 279-2135 (618 amino acids)
Molecular function (GO): protein binding
Source: RefSeq, a predicted model, not a curated record